Monascus purpureus is the source of this 2681-nucleotide messenger RNA. Lineage: Eukaryota; Fungi; Ascomycota; Eurotiomycetes; Eurotiales; Aspergillaceae. The record is from the annotation of a GenBank genome assembly.
GAUACGGAAGUAUGGUUAAAUAAUCUACGGUGUCCUCAUUAUUGAACUUGAAAGGGCAUGGAGUAGAAGCGCGUUAAUCCCCCUCUUCGGCAUCAUCCACAGUGAAUGGAAAUCCCCCUCGAAAUCCACCGGACAAUCCAGGGAAAAGAAACAGGAAUAGUGUCUGCUUCAGGCAAAUUUCCCGACCCCCAGACGGAUUUAGUCCGAACACCGUCCAAGAGCGAGGGGAAGUGCAUCGCUCUUCAACCCGAUUAGUCGCCACGACGCACCGUGGCGUUUCUCGGCUUGUUCCUGGUCCUGAUCUCCAGAUUAUGCUCGCUAUGCUCCCCCACGGCCCUUGCGUUCAGAGGCUUGCUGCAUACGGAUUUUACUAUCUAAUCCUGCCAUGAGCUGCUCACUUCCAUGCCCGGGAUGCCGGAAACGGAAAAUCAACUGUGAUGAAAACCGGUCGGAGUGCGGCCAGCGUGCAAGUAGUGGCCGGGUCAUGUCGUUAUGCCCUUCCAUUUCACUCUGCGUAUAGUGGUCUGACUCGUUUCCAUAGUAAGCCCCUGUUGUAGACCCGGCGUAUGUAGUGAGCGUUCCGGAUUGAACUUUCCUUCUGUAUCAAACAUGGAUAUGGAAGUCUGUAUAGCAACACCCUCAAUCCGUUGCUACCUGACCUAGUUAAUCCAGCAGAACCCGUCUUUUGUCCUUCGAAACGUCAAGGAUGCGAUGGCUGAGAAUCGCCCCAAGCCGGAGCUUAAAGACCCUCAGAACGUGCUGGCUGGUGCAUGUUGCGCAGACUGGUAUCUGUGGUAGUGACGCGAGCGACAUACUCCUGGUGUCUUUACUACCGGCCAUACUGACAAUACAUACGCCCACUAGUAUAAGCGUCUGAGCCGAUGAAAGCUGGGCGAGAGAAUGUGUUCAAGGUCAUGAUUGCCGGGGUGGAAUAGAUGUUGUUGUCAAUGUAGACAGUAUAGACUGCUGGAAAUGAACCUCGGCUGUUCCGAGGGCCGUAUUGCCGUCCCACUGUUUUACCACGGUUUCGUGCAACGUCGGCAUUUAUUCUGGCAGUUGUUUCCCGACUGCGGUGUUUUAUAAUAAACUGCUGUCUCUGAUGAGAUCAGUAAUUCUUGGUUGUCCCUAGCAAGAAAGCUCACAGGUUGAAAUCAUGUCUUCUGCACAGCAACGACUAUCGUCCAUCUCAAAUCAGCUUGCCGCUGGUGCUGCGAAUCCAGCAAAGCAGAGGCUUCUGGCUAAGAAUCCAGAUGACAUUGUGAUUACAUUGGCAGUCCGAACGCCCCUUACCAAAGCUAGGAAGGGCGGGUUGAAGGACACCACAUUGGAUGAUCUGCUGAUUUCCUUGUUGACGACUGUUCGCGAGAAAUCGAACAUCGACCCCAAUCUAGUCGAGGAUGUUUGCGUCGGCAAUGUUCUAAGUCAGGGACAGGCGUACAUCGCCCGUUCCGCUGUCCUGGCCGCAGGCUACCCCGUUACAACGGCAGCAUCCGUUGCGAACCGAUUCUGCUCUUCUGGGCUGCUGGCAGUCCAGAACAUUGCAAAUCAGAUCCUGGCCGGUUCGAUUGACAUCGGCAUCGCUGUCGGGGCGGAGAGCAUGAGUACCAACCCCGACGGUGGUGCGCCCCAGAUGUCCCAGCAGAUCCUGUCGCAUCCAAUUGCUUCACAGAACCAACAGCCUAUGGGCCAGACAUCGGAGAACGUAGCAGCCCAGUUCAACCUUACCAGAGAACAAAUCGACGAGUUUGCUGCAAAGAGUUUCCAGAAGGCUGAGCACGCUCAGAAAUCCGGUUGGUUCAAUGAUGAGAUUGUCCCUGUCCAUACCAAGGUCAAGGACCCCAAGACUGGCGAGGUGAAGGAGAUCGUGGUCGACCGUGACGAUGGCAUCCGUUAUGGAACCACCGCCGAGGGACUCGCUAAGAUCCGUGCUGCGUUCCCUCACUGGAAGCCUAGCGUGACUACUGGCGGAAACGCCAGCCAGAUUACGGACGGUGCAGCAGCCGUUGUCCUGAUGAAGCGAUCGCGCGCGCAGGACUUAGGACUAUCCAUCCUGGGCAAGUUCUGCGGUGCCACCGUCACAGGGCUGGAGCCUCGAAUCAUGGGUAUUGGCCCAUCUCGUGCUAUUCCCAAGAUUCUGUCCAAGUUUUCUUUGACCAAGGAUGAUGUCGACGUUUUUGAGAUCAACGAAGCGUUUGCAACCAUGGGUGUCUACUGUGUCAACAAACUAGGCCUUGACGAGUCAAAGGUCAAUCCAAGAGGUGGUGCAAUUGCCAUUGGGCAUCCACUGGGCUGCACAGGAGCACGCCAAGUCGUCACUGCUCUGUCCGAGCUACGACGGCAAGACAAACGGAUAGCAGUAACCUCAAUGUGCAUUGGAACGGGUAUGGGCAUGGCUGGGAUUUUUGUCUCCGAGCACUAAGUCCAAGGGCAAUAUGAAAAGUGCCAGGAUAUGCACCACUCCUUGUAUGAAGUACUGCGUAAUUUAUUCCCAGAGAGAGCAAUCCGAGACAUUGAGUCCAUGCUUUAACUUUAUCCUAUCCGUAUGCGCCUGCCUGAUAAGAGGAGGCUGGGCGCAUAGAUACGUGCCGUCCUCUGCAUCGUGAUGCGUGCUUUGAGAGAGGAGCUCAUUCCCGUGCGGCAGUAAUAGAGCUGUGUGGAGGGAUGAUGGCUCGGCUCCUCUG